CUUGCAGGCAGCCGUGGGUCUACAGCCGUAGGGUCAUGGGUAGGGACAGCUCAAGCCCUUUCAAUUCCGGAACCGGCGCACGCCUCAGGACCUGAGUCACCAACUGUCACCAGGGGCCGGAAGUCACCACCAACUCUCACGGCUGGGAAAAGGUUUCCUGUGAGCCUGCGGGUGCUCGCGGACUACGACUCCCAGCAUGCUCGGCGGCCGCCGCACUUAACCCUUCAGGGACCGGAGCUGCCCUGAGUACCGCCCCCCACCUGCCCCUUCCUCGGACCCGGCAAGAGAUGGGUGCCCCCAUCGGCACAUUGUUCUUUGGCCACCUGACAUCAUGCCUCCCAAGAAGGAUGCUCCCGUGAAGAAACCAGCAGGGCCCUCCAUCUCUAAGCCUGCUGCCAAGUCUACACCAGGGACCCCUCUAGCCAAGACCAAGGCUGAGCCGGCUGCCCCCCAGGCACCUGCAAAAUCCCAGGAGCCCCCUGUUGAUCUCUCCAAAGUGGUGAUCGAGUUUAACAAGGACCAGCUGGAGGAGUUCAGAGAGGCCUUUGAGCUGUUUGACCGAGUAGGUGAUGGCAAGAUCCUGUACAGCCAGUGUGGGGACCUGAUGAGGGCCCUGGGCCAGAACCCUACCAACGCCGAGGUGCUCAAGGUCCUGGGGAACCCCAAAAACGAGGAGCUGAAGUCCCGACGUGUAGACUUUGAGACGUUCCUGCCCAUGCUGCAGGCAGUGGCCAAGAACCGGGACCAAGGCACAUAUGAGGACUACCUAGAGGGGCUUCGUGUGUUUGACAAAGAGGGCAACGGCAAGGUCAUGGGAGCGGAGCUCAGACAUGUUCUUACCACUCUCGGAGAGAAGAUGACUGAGGAAGAGGUAGAGACUGUCCUGGCAGGCCACGAGGACAGCAACGGCUGCAUCAACUAUGAGGCCUUCCUGAAGCACAUCCUAAGCCUCUGAGCUCCGCAGGUGGCCCUCCAGCCAGCCCCUGGUAUCCGCUUGAGAGGCAAGGGUCCUCGAUCCACCAGAUAGAAGCGCAAGCAGUGCGUCUCCGCUCCCGACCGUAGCGCAGCCGCCAGGGCUGGACUAUUUCCUUCCCCACCCCACCCUAGCCCCGACCCCCACCCCACGUAGAACCUGCGGCGUCGGAAACUUGCCCCACCUCCUGUGCGGCCAGAAGCGCGUUCCUGCCACUAGGGGGCACUUACAGUUUUGAAAUAAAAACAUGGUUCCUG
Messenger RNA from Mus caroli (Ryukyu mouse), 1230 nucleotides. RefSeq names its product myosin light chain 6B. Gene Ontology annotation, cellular component: myosin II complex. Lineage: Eukaryota; Metazoa; Chordata; Mammalia; Rodentia; Muridae. The record is from RefSeq and is a predicted model, not a curated record. Gene Ontology annotation, molecular function: structural constituent of muscle; calcium ion binding.